AGACACGGUUUUGCUCCCAUUUCUGGCUGCUUGCUGCAUGGGGUGAUGCCGUGCAAUGUAUAACAGCAGAACUAAUCCAUACAUGAGUGCACGAUGUCCACGCUUCCGUCGAGCGGUGUUCUCGAUGUUCCUCUUCCACCAUGCGACAGUGGCACGAUUGACACCACUUCUCCCAGCUGUCUCGCCACGGCCUUUGGGACGCUGCAGCAGGCCACGAUGAAGAACAACCUCAGUGCGAAUGGCGAAUCAAACAGGGAUAUGAAGGAGAGCCAGCGAGCUCUGGAAUUGAGGAAAUUCUUUGCCCCGCAUCACAAUUCAGCAGAGAACGACUUCAAUGCGACGUUGAAUAAUGAUGGUGCUCUGAAUGCUUACGCUGAGACGGUUGUAUGGCGUCUCAAGGCUGUUCAUGCUAUGGUGAGCCGCUCAGACCGGAUAGGCACUCAGUAUUUCCUCGCGGGAGCCAUUCGAACUAACGUAGCUCAUGAUCCUGAUGAUGUGAUCACGACUAGUGAAUGGUUUGGCUGCUCAACUGUUCCUACUCCCGGCGGUUUAUGUGAGGCAUGUAUUGCAAUUAUUCCUAUUGAUCAUUCCGAGGAUGAAUACCCGUGCUUCGUUGUCAACGAUCUGAGUCGGGAUGAGAGGUUUGCUUCACUUCCAGUCGUAGACGGGACCAUCGUGUCAUAUAGAUUCUACGCUGGAACUCCCAUCACUACAGAUCAUGGCAUCAACAUCGGCUCGUUCUUUUUCUUCGAUGAUAAACCUCGAGACGGCUUGACCAGGGAACAAAAGAGGUUUCUGCACCAGCAAGCUCGGAACGUGAUGAGACAUUUCGAGACGAAGCGAGAAGCCGCUGAACGACGUCGAGUUGCCUUGAUGAGCAAAGGAAUCUCGACAUUCCUUGAGCGCACCUCGCAACAUACGGCAAAUGAAGAUUCGAUUGAUCCGCACGAGGACGGCGCGCACGUUGAUGAGCAGAGUCAAGAUACUCACGGUAUCACACCUGAACUAACUGCUGCUGAGCCAAAUGAUACAAGCGCAAUCGCUAAAGAAACCGUUCUUGACAAAAUUCGGUAUGCGCUUGAUCAGGCUGCUGAAAUUCUUCGGGAUUCUCUGGAAUUGAAUGUUGGUGGUGUCGUCUUCCUCGAUACAGCUGUGGGCUACACGGACACUGGAAACACCGACGCCUACUUGGAUAACACGACAAACAUCGGAUCUCAAGUAGAGAUUGAGAAAAGUGAAGACAAACGACGGCAAGCUUCGAAUGAAAGCAAUUCCGGGCCUGUUCUCAGUGUAGAUGAUUACCACAGUCGGCAAGUUUCUCAGGAGUCGACUCGAAGCCAUGGCGACCAACAUAAAGCUGCGAAAGUUUUAGCGAUGUCUGCUGCUAAAAUCGCACCUUGGGAUUCGGAUGCAAAUGUCCUCGAUGCUAAGACGCUUCAGGCGCUUAUCAACACCUAUCCGAAAGGAAAUGUCUGGUACACGGACGAGGAGGGAUACUUUACAUCUCUCGACCAACUGAACGGUCUGCAAGAAACAACAAGUUCUAGCCCACCAGGAAGACGGAAAUCAGUCCAUUCAGUUGAUCUUGCGCACUCGAGAGCUGAAGCAACUGUCUUGUCGCGAGUCUUUCAAGGAGCUAGACAAAUUGUCUUUCUUCCUUUAUGGGACGCUGGAGGCGAUCGAUGGUAUGCGGGAUGUUUCGUCUGGAGUCGUUCUCCGGUACCAGUUUUCACAGUCGACUCGGAGGUAGCCUAUCUCUCAGCAUUCACGAACUCUGUAAUGGUAGAGAUCAGUCGCUUGGAUGCAAUAACGUCGAACAAGAUGAAAUCGGACUUCAUCAGUAGCAUUUCGCACGAGUUCAGAAGUCCGCUUCACGGCAUACUGGCUUCGGCUGAAUUGCUUCGAGAAUCUAAACUUGACGCAUCCCAGAGAGAAUUUAUCGCUACGAUACAGAACUGCAGCGGUACACUAUUGGAUACUAUCAAUCACGUACUUGAUUACAGCAAGAUCAAUUCUUUUGAGAAGAACCAAAAAGGGACUAUAUCAAACGAGCUUAUUCAAACCACCAAUCUCGCUCUGCUGUGCGAAGAUAUCAUCAGUGGCAUGAUAUCUGCAAGCGAGUUCCACGGCAUAAUAGCAGAUGAUCCUUCUUCGGCAAUUUCGCGAGAAUUUCGGCCUGGGCUCGCAUCGCAAGAUCAACCAAGUCGUCGAGCAACUUUGGAUAUUAUACUUGAUAUUGAGCAGAGAGAUUGGUAUUACAAUAUCCAAGCAGGAGCUUUAAGACGGGUGGUGAUGAACAUCUUCGGCAAUGCUCAGAAGUAUACAGAAACAGGUUAUAUCAUGGUUCAGAUGCAAAUUCAAGAAGAAGCUCGGUCUCAUCCCAAUGCGUCUACUGGAAACGUGCUUAAUUUAAGGAUCAGGGAUUCUGGACGGGGUAUGUCCACAGAGUAUAUGGAACGGAAACUGUAUCACCCGUUCGCCCAAGAAGAUAGCUUUGCUCCUGGUGUUGGCCUUGGAUUGUCAAUCGUAUGGAGUAUUGUCAAUCAACUUGGUGGUCAGAUUAACAUCCGGAGUCAGAUUGGGAAAGGAACAGAUGUCGAGAUCUCUAUACCAGUUGAGAAGGUCGCGGAACCAGAUUUCCAAAAGAUCGAGGCAGACAAUACGAAGAAUAUGCUACUGGAAGCUCAGACUUGUAUCACGAAGCUUCAAGCUCGAGCGGCUGCAACAUCUGUCUGCUUCUCGCGUACACAAGCCAACAACUCCCGGACCAAGGAUAUCAACUGGACAUGCAUAGAACGAUACUGCUCGGAAUGGUUUGGAUUCGCGAUUAGCAAGGAUCCAGUUGAUAUGAUCAUAACCGACCACCAUAACGAGAGUGGUUACGAAGCCGGACAACGAGUACUGGUCGUCCACGACGAUAUGUUAUGUCCAGGCAAACAUGUUGGAGAAUACCAAGGAUACGCCGUAGGACAUAUCUCCCCACCAGUUGGACCUUUUAGACUCGCUCGAUGUCUCCUAGCUUUGAUGGAGCAGGACAUCUCACCACCGCCCAGCGAAGCUAGCUUCAAUUUACACCUAGCCGACAGAGCUACACAGACCCCGCUUGGAUCACCUGAAGAGCGGACGAUUAUGGACGGGAUCAUAUUGACAGAUUACGGAUUCACGCCCCAAACUACAUUUUCCAACACCCCUGUAUCGAUAGACGAAGAGAAAGUGGAUGAGAAGAACGAACCUAUUAUCACCCAGCACCCAGAAACCGAUUCAUUACCAGCAAGCAUCUCACAAUUAACCCUCUCCCCUGCCACCACAAAAUCAGCAAUCCCUUUCUCACCCCACACAAACUCACCCAUUAUCCCCUCGACCCUAUUCGGCAUCCUCACCCUCCCCACCCCCAAGAAAUCGCCCCCGACUCCAACAUCAAAAUCCCUCAACAUUCUCGCCGUAGACGACAACGCGCUCAACCUCCAACUACUGCACCGCUACCUACUGAAGCGUAAAUCAGACACCAUAGUCACAGCCCGCGAUGGCGUCGAGGCCGUUGCUGCGGUGAAGGAUGCCAAGGAGAAGGGGGUCCGGUUUGAUGUUGUGUUUAUGGAUAUUUCGAUGCCGAAUAUGAAUGGGUUUGAGGCUACGAGGGCGAUUAGGGGUUUGGAACGUCGGCGAGGAAAUGGUAGCGAGGGAGGAAGUGAGAUUGGGGAAGAUGAAAGUGGCGAGAAUGGUGCUGUGGGAAAUGGGGAUAGGGCGCUUAUUGUGGCGUUGACAGGAUUGGCGAGUAAGAGGGAUAGAAGCGAGGCGGAGGAGAGUGGGUUUGAUGAUUUUCUUACGAAACCGAUUAGUUUUGGGAGGAUUGGGGAGUUGUUGAGGGGGUUGAGUGAGGGGAAGUGAGGUGUUGCAUAGAUUGCGGUUGGGAUAAGAAGGUUGGAAAGGUUGGAAUACAUAAUACUUAGUUACCCAAAAAUAUACGGAAAAUUAUCUUAUCG
This is a messenger RNA of Mollisia scopiformis, 3980 nucleotides long. RefSeq lists its product as uncharacterized. Gene Ontology annotation, biological process: phosphorelay signal transduction system; phosphorylation. The coding region runs from base 94 to 3885 and encodes 1263 amino acids. The transcript has 11 exons. The record is from RefSeq and is a predicted model, not a curated record. Gene Ontology annotation, molecular function: phosphorelay sensor kinase activity. NCBI's taxonomy places the organism in Eukaryota, Fungi, Ascomycota, Leotiomycetes, Helotiales, Mollisiaceae.